Molecule: messenger RNA, 9393 nt
Organism: Toxotes jaculatrix (banded archerfish)
Lineage: Eukaryota; Metazoa; Chordata; Actinopteri; Toxotidae
Product: serine/threonine-protein kinase WNK1-like
Exons: 28
Coding region: 646-6540 (1964 amino acids)
Biological process (GO): monoatomic ion homeostasis; positive regulation of sodium ion transmembrane transporter activity; negative regulation of sodium ion transport
Cellular component (GO): cytoplasm; cytosol
Molecular function (GO): protein serine/threonine kinase activity; ATP binding; potassium channel inhibitor activity
Source: RefSeq, a predicted model, not a curated record
UCAAUAUUUAGCAACUGCUCAGCUUGUUUGAAAGCGAGCCCACAAAUCUCGUCUGUGAUAUUCACUAACUGUGUAACGGGUCCGCUUCACACUUAAGGAUACUAUACAUGUGUUCCGUUUUAUAUAUGCGACGAUUCACGCUGUGUGGGCAAUUUCAACGCCGAUGACCGUAGCCUGUGUUGUGGAUACGAGUGAAACUGGACCGGAACAUAUCCGCAGUGUCUGGCCAUCUUGUCUUUGUCGACAGUAGGAAGUUUGGUGCCUGUUGCAGGCUGUGCACAUUUGUUCCUCACCAGUGAUUCCUUAUGCUUGAUAGAAGCUGCACCCUGUGUCUUACAGGAUGGAUGGUGUGGACCUAAAAAGACUUGUGUAUCAACAUCAGCACUCUGUGUUUUGCUGCGGUGUUCAGUCUUUUUCCAUUUACAAGAGAACACCUCCCAUCUUACAUCUCCAGUCUCUGCACUAUAUAUAUAAAGACCGUUUUUGAGCAAUAAAGAAGACAGCCAGAGAUUGAAGUGCUCUAUCCUUUUCCUUUUUAAAGCACAGAUAGAUACUGCUUAUAUAAGCCUGUAUGACGGACAUGGAAGUAUCCUUAUUUUAAUUUUUCAGUUGUUGUACCCCCUUACUCUUAGUGUGGGUGGUGGGAUGUCGGAAAAGCCAGACGACAAAAUGGUGAAGUUCCUGGCUCCCCCUCAGAAGAGUGGAAACGGCCCCAGUUCUGGUUCAGAUUCCAUGGUGAGUGAGUGCCGGCCAGCGGAAGUGAGACGCCGGCAUCACACCAUGGAGCGUGAUCGAUGUAAUCCUGAGCACCGUUUCUUGCGUCGCAGUGUCAUCAGUGAUUCUAAUGCUACAGCAUUGGCUCUCCCUUUACCCACCAAAAUCUCCAUCCCUGCACCUCAGUGGGUUCAGCUACGGGAAGCUGCCCCCCAGCGACAACAGGCUACUGCUGUUGCUCAUUUGCCGCGGACUGAAACAAGUUUAGCUCAAAAUGAGGAGUCUGCUGAUGGUGGAAGAGGAAGAGAAGAAGGAAAAGAUACAGAAAUAGCCAAGGUGGAUGUAGUGCCUUCAGACCAGGAGCCUGCGAGUGUACAAGAUAUCUGUGAUGGAGAGGCCGUGAUAGCAGCUCACUCUGCACCAGGGUUAGGAAGAGAAUUGCCAAGUCGAACAGAACCUGAAAGCACCACUGAGGUGAAGGUACAUCAUGAUGAAGAGGGGGAGGAAGAGGAUAAGGACUCUGCCAAGGCACGAGCAGAGGCAGAGCAGAGAGAAGCUGAGAAAAGAGUGCAGGACGACAUCGAAGAGGCGGAGACCAAAGCAGUAGGAACAUCACCAGAUGGGCGCUUCCUAAAGUUUGAUAUAGAAAUUGGACGUGGCUCCUUCAAGACAGUCUACAAGGGCUUGGACACCGAGACCACAGUGGAGGUGGCUUGGUGUGAGCUGCAGGAUCGUAAGCUGUCAAAGGCGGAGCGGCAGCGCUUUAAGGAAGAAGCAGGGAUGUUAAAGGGACUUCAGCAUCCCAACAUUGUCCGCUUUUAUGACUCCUGGGAGGGACCCUCCAAAGGCAGGAAGUGCAUUGUACUGGUCACUGAACUCAUGACUUCUGGUACACUCAAAACAUAUCUGAAGCGUUUCAAAGUGAUGAAAAUUAAAGUGCUGCGGAGCUGGUGUAGACAAAUCCUUAAGGGGCUUCACUUCCUUCAUACCCGGGCUCCCCCCAUCAUCCACAGGGACCUCAAGUGUGACAACAUUUUCAUCACAGGCCCAACAGGAUCCGUCAAGAUUGGAGACCUGGGAUUGGCCACACUCAAGCGUGCAUCUUUUGCCAAGAGUGUUAUAGGUACCCCUGAGUUCAUGGCGCCUGAGAUGUAUGAGGAGAAGUACGACGAGUCAGUGGAUGUGUAUGCCUUUGGAAUGUGCAUGCUGGAGAUGGCCACCUCAGAGUACCCUUACUCAGAGUGCCAGAAUGCUGCACAGAUCUACCGCAGAGUUACCAGCGGAGUGAAACCUGGCAGCUUCGACAAGGUGGCCAUUCCCGAGGUGAAGGAGAUCAUUGAGGGAUGUAUUCGGCAGAACAAGGAUGAGAGGUACUCCAUCAAGGACCUUCUGAACCAUGCCUUCUUCCAGGAGGACACAGGGGUGCGUGUGGAGUUGGCAGAAGAGGAUGAUGGAGAGAUGGAGGCGAUUAAGCUGUGGCUGAGAAUUGAGGAUAUAAAGAGACUCAAGGGGAAGUACAAAGACAACGAAGCUAUUGAGUUUUCUUUUGACCUCAACAAAGACGUUCCAGAGGAUGUCGCUCAGGAAAUGGUUGAGUCUGGCUAUGUGUGUGAGGGUGACCACAAGACCAUUGCAAAGGCCAUAAAAGACAGGGUGUCUCUAAUCAGUCGCAAGAGAGCACAGCGGCAGCAGGUCAGAGAAGAUCAAGAAAAGAGAAGGCUGGAAGAAGAACUGCAGAGUCAAUUACUGCCAGUGCAGCAACCAGGCCAACAAUCUAGUACAGAGUUGCCUCAGUCCCAGCCAGUGCCACAGCCUGCUUCUUAUGUUCCUCCACAACCAAACCAACACAGCACACAAAUGUCUGUCCAACCUGCUUCUCAGCAGAGCCUUCAUAGUACUAACUACAACACUGCUCAAUCAACCCAACUGACUGGGGUGGUACAGGGGGUCCCUUAUGUUCCUCAGUCAGCUGGGCAAGUCCCAGUUCCAGUUCAGGGUCAAAGUGUGGCCACCAUCCAGCCAGAGUCAGAGGAGCCUGAGACUGACCAACAUCUACAGCACACUGGAGGAGCCAGUCACAUGGGAGACAGACUACCUGGUUCCUCCAUCCUUCCUGAGGCCCAGCCUCCUCAGCCAGGAGUAUCUUACAGCUCCCCUCCCAGUCAGCACCUUCAGCCCCAGGUGUCAUGCCCGCAGACACAAAAUGACCAAAUGCAACAGCAGCAGCUGCCUGUGGUUCAGCCCCAGAUGCAAGGUGUCCAGCCUGAAGCUGUUCCUGUUGCACCCACAAGCCAGUCUGGUCCAGUGGCACCUCCACAGUACGGAGUUUACUACCAACCAUCGCUCCCCCCUCAGAUUCCCACCCAGCAAGUGGUGAUACCCCCAUCGUCUCAGUCGUCUGCCCCCCAGCAGCAGCAGCAGCAGCCAGAGAGCAGCUCUACUCUUCAGAGCUCCACUGUACCACAGGCACCGACUGGAGUUCAGCAGCUACAGACCCCUGUGAGUGGUCCUCAGUCCACAUCAGUGGAGCAGCCAGCUUUGGUUCCACAAUCUGUUGAAGGCUGCCUGUCAGAUGCAGCUUCAGGUCUUAGUGACGGCAAUGAUGGGAGUUCUACAUCAGGAGGUCGCCAUGAGGGGCGCUCACUGAAGCGUCACCAAAGGCGAUCCGUGCGCAGCCGUUCCCGCCAUGACAAGACCGCAAAGGCCAAGCUAAAUGUUCUCAGCAUUUCUAAUGUGGGUGACAGAGUAGCCGAGUGCCAGCUGGAAACACACAACAGGAAGAUGGUGACCUUCAGAUUUGACCUUGAUGGUGAUAAUCCAGAGGAGAUUGCACAGAUCAUGGUUGAGAGUGAGUUCAUCUUGGAGAGUGAGAGGGAGUCCUUCAUCGAGCAGAUCCGUGAAGUCAUAGAAAUGGCUGAUGAGAAAGGAGAGGGGAUGAAGGAAGGCUUUCCACAGAUGAGUGACCUCCAACAACAGCCUGAGCUGUCUGUUCCAAUGCUGCCAGGUAUUUCCCCCAGUACAACAGCCCAGGUGGUGCAUUCAGCAGGACGAAGGUUCAUCGUCAGCCCAGUGCCAGAGUCUCGUCUUAAAGAGCAGUUCUUUGGACCUUCUUCUGCUAAUACCUCCUUUGGAGAUGAACCUGCCCCCGCCCCCUCUAUGACAUUGGGCCUUUCUCUCUCCGCUCCAUCUGGGACCCUCCAGCAGGCUUUCAGCAAGAUGAAGGAGGCUCGUGUAGAGAGAUGCAGCACCCUUGAUCUCCCUGUUGCUGAUCAAGAGCCAGGCACUGUGCCGUCCAUUGAGGCUGGACCUGUCCCAAACUCUAACAAUAUGAUGCCUCCUCCAGAAUCUCUUCCAUCUACUGCAACAUCCUUGCCACCUCCCUCAACUGGGAGGAUUUCCCCUCCACCUAUAUCUACUCAGUCCCAAACUCCCGCUCCUGUCAGCAGUGAUCCCAGUCCACCUUCUCAGUCUUCCCAUGAAACACCCCCCUCACAGCUUCCACCAGCUGCCGUUUCUCCCCCAUCAGUGCAGACCUCCGUCCCUGCAGUACCUGGGCCUCAGCAGAGCAGUACUUCUGUCUCUGUCUCUUCUGUUGCUGUUGUUGCAUCUAGUAGUACUGGUACCGUCCCUGCUUCAGAGCAGCAGCCUUUUAAUAGUGGUGUUACAUCUUCUCAGCCUAUGAAUUCGUCUAUCCAUGCACCACAGCACACAACCUCCCAGUGUCAGCCCGUUCCCAUUUCUGCUCAGCUCCCACCUCCCACCUCAUCAACCAGUCAGAGCCAGGUCCAGUCACAGCCGGUAGAGUCGGAGGGGGCUGACGUCCAGUCGAAGACCGCUGGUAGAGAUGACAUCCAAACCCUGGAUAAGAAGCUACGGUCACUCUUUAAAGACCAGAGCACUGCCUCCUCAACGUCAGUGGAUCCCAGUCAAAACGCAGGGACCUCCUCUCCUCCGACAGGGACUUCUUCCCCUCCACCUGGAGCUGUCCUGGUGCCCCCCUCUAACCUUCCCCUCACCUCUGGGGUACAAAGUGUCUUGGGCCCCACAGCCACCCCGGGACAGAUUAUUACCCCAGCUGGACAUCCCCAUACCCCUCCAACAAAGCCCAGGGCACAGACCCUACCUACUGGUUUUGAUCAAGCUGCUACACCUCCCUCUGACCUUGUACCUCCAUUUCCUGGACCAAAUCAGCAGCCACAGCAACCCCUGGGUAAUUUGGAUGCACAGUUGAGAAGAGCUCUGAGCCCAGAGACUGUUCAGGGAGGUAACAGAGUCCAGCCUCCAGCGGCAGGGUUCACUCUGGGACGUUUCCAAGUAUCUGUUGCCACUGAUGGUGUGUCCAGCAGCGUUCCAGAUCCCUCCAGCAUUGUUUCCUCUUCUUUGCUCACACCGUCCUCUACCACCUCCUCCUCCUCCUCCUCCUCCUCUUCUUCUUCUUCCUCUUCCUCCUCCUCCCCCUCAAGUCCAGAAAAUACCCUCCACCGGUCAUCGCCUCUGUCCAAAGGAGUCUAUGAAACUGACGCUGUAAAUGGAGCCCCAUCUCUGUCUGCUGCUCCUGCCAGUCAGCUCACCACUAUUGGCCGCUUCCAAGUGUCCACGAGCAGCAGUGCCACAUCUGGACCCACCACUGGCUCUAAAGUGGGACGAUUUUCAGUCACAGUGACCCCAGUUCCUGCAGCAGGUUCCAGUCCAUCACACGGCUCCAGUAUGCAGAACGGGCCCUCAUCUUCAACAUCUGACCCGCAUAAUGCACACGCCCAUUACAGCAGUGACAAUGAUGACGACUCGGAGACUGAGGACGAGGCUUUACAGAAGGAAAUUAGCCGUUUGAGAGAAAAACACAUGAUGGAGAUUCAGGCCUUGCAUACUCGUCAGAAAGAGGAGAUUGAGGCUCUGUUCACGAGCAUGGGCAAACAUCCUCCUCCUUCUGUCUUAUCCCCUGCUGUGGCCAUGGCUGGAGGUCGACGUAGGCUGAAAAGCAAAAGCCACAAAUCUGCUCGCAGUAGUGGACAACCCAGUCCCAUCCACUCAGGAUCUCCGGCCUCAGUUCAGAGCCUCCACAGUUCAGAGUCCCCUCCGAAGCAAAGUUCACCCUCUGCAUCAGAGGCCUCAGAAACAGCAACAGAGUCGUCUCAAACAGUUGGCAAGUCAUCCACACAGCAGCUCCGAUCCUCUCCAUCCAUGCCCAUCCUCAGCAGUUGCUCCACAGGAUCUAGCGGGACCAGCUCCACAAACGGUUCAGGCCACUGCCAGAACCAUCCUACUUCCCUGACCCAAGCAACUGGACCCGCUCCUUCUGCCUCUCACACCCAGAAGGGCAAGGGCACCUUCACUGAUGACCUGCACCAACUGGUGGAUAACUGGGCCAGAGACGCCAUCAGCCUCUCCCACUGCAAGAGAGGUCCUAAAACUGGAGCACAGGCAGUACUGGGACAUGAUAUGAUCCCUCCAGCCAACAUGGGCCGUAAAUUUUCAGCUCCAGGCUACCUUUGCCCAACACUUCCCACGCCUCCCAACGCCACAUCCACCACCACCACUCACCUUCCCAACCCAGCCAAUCCUUCUGUCGCUUUGGGGCCCCGUAAAGGCUCUCUGGGCCCAGUUGCUCAGGGGUACGGAUAUGCCUCGGCCCCAUACAGCACUCCUCAGUGGGCAGGACCCACAGGCACAUGCCAGGUCAGCAUGCUUAACCCUGCACAGCCGCUAGCACAGUACCAGCCGCCUACGACAGCCCCAGUGUCCAUGCACCAAGGCUACCACAUGGGAACCACGCCAGCCCCCCAGAAAUCAGUCAACCCUGGAGGGUCCAACCUGAGGCCUACGUAGCGGAGUCAGAGCCCCGGUCCAGGUUGAGACAGCAGGUCCAUGUAGGGCAGAGAGGGCAGACAGUCGUUGAUCGAGAACCACUAGCUCUCUUUGCAGUUUGCUGGUUAGCUGGCUGGGUAUUGUGCUUUUUAUUUUUAUUUUAACUUGUAUCAUUUUGUGUUAUGAGUUGACCUGUGUCCUCUCAGGCAGAACGAAAUCUGUCUGGCAAUUGGAGGGAGAGUGCAAUACACACCCACAGCACAAGAGUCUCACACUUAGCCUGCCAUUAGCUGUGGAAUUGAGCUGUGACGAAUGGGUUGGUUGUGUCUUGUGAUGUAACGACCCAAAGGCAUAACCAACAGCUGCCAAAGAUGUCCUGUGAAAGCAGACGUUGUAAUGUUGUGAUUCCUUUGAAGAGGAGAAGGUAGGAGGGAUUCUGGUUGACAUCCUUACUGGUCCUGAAUUUAAGCCAAACUGGCACUGAAAACAGUGGAACUAAUACACCACAACAGACACGUGUGUUCACACACACACACCCGACUAAACAUUGACAUGGUUGAGUGAUUUGGGAUGGUAGGUUAUUUUGUCUCAGAGAGUGAGGGGAGAAUGUAAGUGUACAGAAAGUGGAAGAUAAGAGCGAGGGACAGUUAGUUUGUCCCAGGUGGAGCAGUAAAGUGUGACUGGUGGAGUGAGAAGAAAGACAUGGCAAGUUAGGCUGGAGUGUAAUGGGUAGGGUUGGAGUAUGAAUACAUCCCUGUGGCUACCUAUGAAGUAAAAUGCAAUAACGGCAAAGAGUAGAUAAAACUGUCCCUUGUAACUGUGGCCUUAAUCCCCAAACAUUUAAACAUUGACUUUGUACAUAGAUAUUUCUUCACUGGAUUAUGAUUCCAUGUUUAGCAUAUUUAUGUCCCCGUGAGAGUCUAGUGUCAUUGUGAUUUGAGUUUCUACCAUAUAGAUUUAUUAUCAUACUGAUUUAUUCUUCACAUCUGACAUGUAAGCCAGUGGAUCUGCCACAUAAAAAAGCAUUGUCCUGGUGUUGACCACCAUUCGGAGUUUGAAACUGAAGGAGGUGAUGCUGCUGUAGUUCACAAUCUGGGUAGAGAGUGUUUGCAGGGUGAUAAAUUAUUUUUGUUAUUUUUGUUUUUGUUUUGUUUAAGCACAAGAAUGAAAUCUUGUUAAGAAUCCUAAGUUGACACAUGAAACCACUUCACCUAGUGCUUAGCAAUGAGAGACGAGCAGUUCAAAGUCUGCUUCUCAUAUCAUACAAAAUUAAACAGUUUUUGUUUAUUAGGAUAGUGUUUGGUUUCAGACUCUGAGGGAACACAGAGUCCCCACUUCUCCCAGUUGUUUACACAGAUAGUGCACAGCUCAUGAACAGGCUGUUAGCAAAGUCAUGUCACAUUAAAAUAUCUCCGCUCAUAACAUUUAGCCGUCACCUCUCAAAUCACAAGUGUCUGGGGUUCUCUCUCUGUGGUCUGUUUUUGUAUGCGUUAUUUAAUAAAAACAAACAAAAUGUUCUUUAUGGACCUGUAUUCAGCCAUCAGAUUUUGAUGUUGUUUCACUGUAAUUAUUAUUAAAGGUUGUUAAACAACAUGUAGUUAAAGGAAUAUAAAAAGUGCAAUUGCAGGGUUGUUGUUGUUGUUGGUAUCCUACUCACCACGCAGGAGUAAUCCUGUGGUUUAUUAAGCUCUUCUAUCUAUGACUGCCCUGCCCCCCCCCCCUUUUCUAUUUUAUUGUAUAUACGUUAAUGUGAGGUAAACGCUUUCACGUAACGCUCAGUCACUAGAGUAUGCUUGUGGUGACCCACUCUACAUGCACACGCACUCUAACCUGUAAACAUGAGGAACACUUUAGUGCCUUGCAUCCUCACUAAUGACAAGUUCCAGUUUCAUCUAGUCCUGUAGCUGUGACUGUACUGCAGAAAACCACUUAACCCAUACACGAUGUAAACACAACCCGACACGGCCAACUUGGAGGACGUAACGGUCUGAACCGCUGGACCAGACACCACACACAGGACUGCAGAACAAAGAGCACACUGAGUAAUGUGGAAACAGUUUCUUUUCUCUCUACAGUUACAUUUGUGUUGGUUGUGUAAUCAGCUGUGUAUUUAUAUUUGGCUCAUGCGUACAUGGUUUAGACUGACAUGUUUUUGUGGAUUUAUCAUUAAACCGUUUCAUAGAAGCACUUGUCCAGGCAGCGAGUGAGUUGUAUCAAGGUUCAAAAAGUUGUCACGCUCUCGUGCAUGCUCAACUUUUGUCUCACCACCUCACACGAGUGCCAUGCUGUCAUUGUGACUCUUUUGCCUGCUUGUAGAUUGAAUGAAUAGUUAAACUUCUCUAGAGAAAAAAUAAGUUACUGCAAUGCAGAAUAUGCAAUGUUUAAAGUUUUAUAAGGUCUGAGGGGUAAUGGAAACAUUUGCAUGCUGAUGAGGGUUGUUACUGACUUCAGUGUUUUUGAUAUUGGAAUAUUAGUGAUUUUUUUUUUAUUAUUAUUGUUAUUUGCCUUUCUGAGAGUCAUCACAAAGUGUUGAUGUUUAAUUGCCAUUCACCAAUAUCACAGACACAACUUCAAUAUCAGACUAUCAGCAUAUGGUUUCUGCAUGCCGGCUUCACUGGUGUUUAAUCUUACAAAUGACAACUGGCCACUGUACAGCACAAGCUCACAGCAAAGCUUUGGUCCAUGUGCUACUAUGGUAUUAUCAGUACUUAUCACAGACCUCAAUACAGUACUGUUUGAGGCUACUGACACGCAGUAAUAUCUGUUGGACUCUUUAUUUCUGAUCCCUCCGUACAGACUUUCUGUGAUUCUGUCUGUUUUGUGUUUUUCACGUUGUACAAAAUGUAAAAACAAAUAAAAAUAUCAAUUAAAGCA